GCUGUCAGUCAGUCGGAAGUUGAAUCUGCCACGUCGAAGACAGAACGAGGUUCGGUUGGAGUUAGACAGCGGAGUGUAACGGAGGAUCGCGAGGGGUCGACAUGGCCGUAUCUGGCUAAUUACAACAUCAAAAUGGAAGCUUGUGAGACGUUUGAAACGGACGACAUACUUGAGGAUGAGUGGUACGAAAAUGAUCUGCAGUUGGCGGCGGAGUUGGGUAAGGCGUUGCUGGAGAGAAACCGAGAGUUGGAGUCCCAGGUGGUCGCCCUGCAUCAGACCAACCAUGAACAAGCACUGGAAGUACAGUUCUAUGCCAAGCAGCUUGAGACUGUGCGGCUGACGAACGAGUCCCGGAUGAGAGUGUACGAGGACCUCGACAGGUCGUCACAGGAGCUGGAGAAGACGAAUCAAAAGCUAUUGUCCCAGUCCAAGUCCGACAAGGAGAAGAUCGACAGAUUGAGCAACACUGUGGAGCUUUUGGACUUCAGGGUGGAGGAACUCCUCAAGAAGAUUGACGAGAUGAAAGCUGUAGAAAGACUCACAAAGAAACAGGAAUCACGCCGUGCCCUGAGUUUAGCCAGCCUCAAUGAAACAACCGAGACCAAGAAGGGGUAUUACCUGGAGAACUUGUCCUGGACUUACAAUGAAAAACUCAAGAAUCUACCCAUGAAUCCCUAUGAACAAGAGAUACGGCGACUUCAAGAAACUGUCCAGCAUGUGAAAAGUUUGAAAUCUAUAGAGAAGCACAAGAGGGAGGAUGUGGAACUAGAGAACUCUAUUGUCAUUCAGGAAAAUCAAAUCUUGGAGAGAAGAAUAGCAUCGCUCGAAGAACGUGUGUCACAAAUCAAAAGUUUAGAGGCUGAACUGUUGGAAGCCAAUGACCGUUGUGCUAAGAUCCUUUGCUGGAGCUGUGACCGCAGUGUGGAGGAUGUGGAGUCUCAGUAUCACAUUCUGAAGGAGAUUGAACACGACCACCCAGAGCUGAAGACGCCUGGCAAGGCUGUGAAGCUGGGUGGUGGAGGCAGCCUUUAUGGCAGCUCCGAGUCAAUCAGCAAAGUGGCUGUGGAUGCUACAGAGAUUCUGGAGAGAGACGCAGAUGACUCGGGACUGUCUAUUCUGGAUGAACUGGAGACACAGUACAAGAACCUAUUUCAGAAAUAUGAGGCAGUGAUCAAAGCGAAAAGACAGACCGGCGAGUCUGAGGAGACUGCGGAGGAGAGGAUGCGGAAGAGGCUAGCCAAUAAGGAGGUUCAGACUCUCCUAAACCUCACCUUCACGAAGGAUUAUACCCAGGACACAGGACAACCUGCACCCUACAAGGUGUUGUUCAAGGAACUGUUCGCAACUCUCAGGAAAUCGAGAAUAGAAGAAGCAGCGGAGAAGCUUUCACCCGGAUCCACUCCCACCUCCACGCCCGCCUCCACGCCCGCCUCCACGCCGGAUGGCACGGAUGAUAAGAACACUCAGACUUUCAUGUAGAUCUGAUCGUGAAAUGAAGCCUUCACACAACGUCUACCGUUACUGACACACUGCAAUAAUAGUCUAUACAGUACCCUGUCGUUUACAUGGACACCCUUAUAGUGGUGUUGAGGUUGGACCUGACACAGCCAAUCAGGAUUAAGAGUAUUCCACUUCUCUGAUUGGUGGUGUUGAGGUUGGACCUGACACAGCCAAUCAGGAUUAAGAGUAUUCCACUUCUCUGAUUGGUCAGUGACCGCAUUCAGGGUCGCUGAUUGGUCAGACUGGUGGCAAUCUCGGAUUAGUGUGAUGUCGUUCCUGUUCUCAGAUUAGUCAUUCUGUUUCGCUGAUUGUCAGAGUCAGGGUAUUUCACGUCAAUGAUUGGUCAGUGUGAGGGUAAUCCUCAUCGCUGAUUGGUCGGUGAAUAUAUGCAGCAUCGCUGAUUGGUCAGAGUGGGAGAAUCCACUUCACUGUUUCCACAGUGUCAGAGGAUCCCGCACGCCCGUCCUGUGGUCGAUGAGUGUGAGCGGUGGGUACAAGUCACUUAAUAUAUGCAUGUUCACUCUACUUCUUUAUUGGUAGAACGCAAGCCAUGGUAGCUUGCUAACUAUGGAGACGAUGGCCAGAUCUACAACCCAAUGAGAUUUAUAUUUUAGUACCCAGUAUGCACUGCAAUGUCAACCCCAUGAGACCUCGCAUAACACAACCAUACUUCCAUUCAUUUCAAUCGAAACGUAUUUCAAAGUUGACUGACUUUUCGUCCAUGUCUGCAUUAUCAAAGAAUCUUUCAAAAUUGUGUCUCCUAAGUUAAUAGACAAGGAUUUGUGACAGUUCAGAUUAUUCUGUUUUGUGUUAUGGGUUUUUUCGAUUUGUAUUCGAAUGUAUUACCAUUUUAAUCUUUGAUGGCAUUUUUUUCAAAUACUCUCAAAUCACACACUAGGCAUGUCACACGUGUCAGAAACGAAGAACAUUUAUCGUGCAUGGUAAGGGAGGCAACUCAUUCUCAUUACAAUGUCUCCCUCAACAACGUACUUCACCACAAUGUUAGACGGGGUGUCCUUCACCUCGAGCCAGACACACGAUUUCUUACCUCACUGCCACACACGGUGACAAAUCCACGGUCACAUAUACCUUGAGGCUAGUCUUCCCAUGAAAAGCCAAAUAUUGAGAUUCCUAUCUCCUAGUAUUGCCUCUAGAUACUAUUUACCUAUUUAUUCUUAUUUUAUCACCUUGACUGACGCAGCUUACGCCAGCUGUGGUAACCUCAGCCCUGUGCGGCUCCCAAUAAACGAGUCACAAGUCAAUAUGAAAAUCGUUUAUGGGCAUCAGCACAGGGAUGCAGUUACCGCAGCUAAGCUAUGUUAAUGCUUAAUGCUUAGCAGUGUAACCUGUCAUUGCUUCACCAUCGUCUCAUUUCCAUUAUCAAAACACGUGGGGUAACAGUAUCUAUUUAGACUCGACUCUGUUGACAAUUUUGUUGGUUAAAAGGCGCUUGCCGUUCUUUCAAAGGGAGAUAAUCCGGUCACCAAUUGUAAGGUUCUCAGUGAUGGUGUUGGCGGUAAUAUGUGUCGCACCUGUACCGGCUGUCGUUGUUAUACUUGUGUACAGCAGUAAUUGUGAAUAAUAUUUCAUGUAAAAUAUGUAACAAUGUUAACAAUGUUAAAAAAUUACCAGGACCAUGAUAAUAUAUACUUCCAAUAAUUAUAAAUUAAGUAUAGCUUGUUUGUCACAAAUUACCUCCUUCGUGAGAUUGUAUAUUUUGUUAAAUUGAAACUUUGUCUCUGACUUCCAACUGUGUUUAAUGUGAUAAUAUUCCGAACGUUGUAGUAAUUGUUGUAUUUAUUUACCAGCAUUAUCUACUAAUUCAAACACUUCCCUUGACAGGCCAAAGAGGAAUCCCACUCACAAAGGUCACAUCCGAAUGCCUUCUUCGUGUGCAUCUAAAUUGAAAAUCAAAUAUAUUUGUGAUUAAAUCAAAUCAAAACUGA
Messenger RNA from Haliotis rufescens (red abalone), 3446 nucleotides. Its product is annotated as cerebellar degeneration-related protein 2-like. The coding region runs from base 133 to 1479 and encodes 448 amino acids. The record is from RefSeq and is a predicted model, not a curated record. The transcript is spliced from 4 exons. Lineage: Eukaryota; Metazoa; Mollusca; Gastropoda; Lepetellida; Haliotidae.